Molecule: messenger RNA, 831 nt
Organism: Arthroderma uncinatum
Lineage: Eukaryota; Fungi; Ascomycota; Eurotiomycetes; Onygenales; Arthrodermataceae
Exons: 4
Coding region: 1-831 (276 amino acids)
Source: RefSeq, a predicted model, not a curated record
AUGGGACACGCGUUAACAUGGGAGUACAGCGAGGAGUCAGAGACCGACGAGAUGGUCGCCCGCUGCACCUACUGCGGGCGUUUCUGCAACACUCGAGCCAUUCAUGGCAAGACAGGUCUCUGCUAUCCGUGCAGAGACACCCUCCGCAAGGAGGGAGACGAGAGGGCCCAGGAAACGGACUCUGACGAGGAGAGCGCCUCCUCGGGCAAACCGGCCCAAGAGUGCGAGAAGCCCCGCAAGGGCGAAAAGUCUGCCACGGCUGAGGCAGACGAAGACUCCCAGUCAGCCAAGUCAGAGGAGUUGACGGUCCGGAGCAAUGUCUGCUCGAGAUGCUGGGCGGCCGAGGCGACUGGCACGCUUUACAAUUCUCCAGUCUGCGAUGACUGCUACGACAUCGCACAGGCCAAUCGUAGGAAACGCUGCGAACAUCGUCGAGUAGUCGAUGCCAGUGACCCGGCCGCCCAUUGUCGCAAGAGAGGGAGGAAGCGGAAAUGCGAGGAUAUCAGCGAAGACAAGAGUGGGAACGAAAGCCCCAAGGCCUCUGCAAGCAGGGAAGACGAGCAAGAAGUCAUCAUCGUCGACGAUCCUGAAGAACAACCCGGCUGCUCUGACGAUAGCAUGAACCACGCCAUCAAGGAGUCACUGGACAACGUAUACAAGAAGGAACUGUUGAGACUCGAAGCCAUCGUGCAUGAGAAGAUUAACGAAGCUAACAAGGCCAUGGAUGACCUUCGUGCGCAUGUGAGCGGGUGGUUGGAGCAUGUUACGAAGGGCAACUCUCUGGGUGGACCAGUACAGGAGCAGCCAGCCAUCCAAGAAGAGAGUGUUUGA